AUGUGGUUGAAUGGACUGCAAUUCGUCCACCAGUCGUUCCCGGGUGACACCAGCACGAGGAGGCGGCAGAAACGUGUGGUCCACUCGAAUGCUGCGCGAGCGGCCCACGCAGAGGCCCGGCGCUGCCGGACCAUCGAAUACCAGGCUUCCAAGACCCGGGCUGCAGAGGGCAGCCAGCUAUCAGGCAGUAAUGAUUCUGGAUCCGGCGAAGUAGUGGCCUCUAGAAUGCCGAGACAGCUGGCUUCUGGCCGGAAAGACCCCUUCACGAGCUUCGUCCGUCCCUUCAAGCCCGUGGAGCACUUCCUCCUGGAUUACUAUGUGACAGCUGUUGUGCCCCUGAUGCGCUGCAACGAGCCCGAGACCUAUUACGUUGAGCGGAUGGUUCGAGCGUGGGUGCCACUCGCGUUGACAGAUCCAGGGCUUUUGAACUCCCUCUUUCUGACCGCAUCCCGGCACUUGUCCGGAAAAUAUCAGCAGCAGCAGCAACAGCGGUUUACAGAGCUCUCUGCACAGUACAAGCUCGAUUGUGUGCGGUCGUUGAUGGAGUCCCUCUCCACCAGAAGCUCCUUUGACGAUGCCACGAUAGCAAAGAGCGUGAUGUUGGCAUAUGACGAGCUGACGGUUUAUGAUGCUGCUAUGGCGAGGAACCAUCUAGCGGGUGCUGUCAAGAUGGUGCAGCUCAACGGCGGAUACCAGACGCUCGGUCUGGAUGGCUUCCUCGAGAAGCUGAUUUGCAGUCUUCUCCUGAAAUUUAGCGGCGGUACUCACACUCCUCCCAGACUUCCCAGACUAGGACCGGUGUCGACGUCGGAAAUGUAA
This is a messenger RNA of Anthostomella pinea, 819 nucleotides long. NCBI's taxonomy places the organism in Eukaryota, Fungi, Ascomycota, Sordariomycetes, Xylariales, Xylariaceae. The record is from the annotation of a GenBank genome assembly.